AUGCCGGCACAGCGCUCCAACCUCGCUCUCCUCGCCCACCUGUGCGUGUCACUGGCCGCCGUGGCUAGAGGCGCCGCCGCGACGUCCUACAGCGUCGUCGACUACGGCGCCGUGGCCGACGGCCGGACGGACUGCGCCAGCGCGUUCCUCAGCGCUUGGGCCUCGGCGUGCGCGGAGGAGGACUCGGCCGCGGUUGUCGUGCCGGCAGGUGAGUUCUUGGUGUCCAGGGCGAGGUUCAGCGGCCCGUGCCGGAGCGGCGCGGUGACCGUGGACAUCGCGGGUACGGUGCUCGCGCCGGUGCCGUACGCCGGCGUGCAGCUCUGGAUCGUGUUCCAGAACGUGGACGGGGUGACCAUCAACGGCGGCACGCUCGACGGCAGGGGCCAGGCGUACUGGGCGUGCCGGAGAGCCGGCGGCGGCUCGUCUUGCCCCGCCGCAACAAGGUCGUUGACGAUAUACCGGUCUAGGAACGUGCUGAUCCAAGGCCUGACGUCGCUGAACAGCGCCGGCAUCCAUGUGACGGUCCAGUCGAGCACCGGCGUGGCGAUAGUGGACACGGUGGUGUCGGCGCCGGGGGGCAGCCCCAACACGGACGGCAUCCACAUCAAGCAGUCGAGCGACGUCACCGUCCGGAACGCCAGGAUCGGCACCGGCGACGACUGCAUCUCCAUGGUCGAGGGCUCGUCGGACGUGUGGAUUCAAGGCGUCAGCUGCGGCCCGGGGCACGGCAUCAGUAUUGGGAGCCUGGGCGACACGCCGGAGCAGCUGGCCGUGCGGAACAUCACCGUCAGGGCCGUCACGCUCGCCGGUACGACCAACGGGCUGCGGAUCAAGACGUGGGCCAAGGCCAACAACGGGCUCGUCGACGGCGUCGCGUUCUCCGACGUGGUCAUGAGGGACGUCCGGAACCCCAUCAUCGUCGACCAGAACUACUGCCCGGGAAACGUGAGCUGCCCCACCGAGGGAUCGGGGAUCAAGAUCACCAAUGUCUCAUUCACGGACGUUGUCGGGACGUCGGCGACGCCGGUGGCCGUGCGGUUCGACUGCAGCCCGAGCCGGCCGUGCUCCGGAAUCACCAUGCGUAACGUCCGGCUGAGCUACGGGAAGCAGCCGGGAGCGGCCGAGUCGCUCUGCCGGAAUGCGCAUGGAGUUGCCUAUGGGCAGGUUGUUCCACCGAGUUGCCUGGCUGACCAGGAAAUGCUUUGCCAAAAGUGA
Molecule: messenger RNA, 1215 nt
Organism: Lolium rigidum
Lineage: Eukaryota; Viridiplantae; Streptophyta; Magnoliopsida; Poales; Poaceae
Product: polygalacturonase-like
Exons: 4
Coding region: 1-1215 (404 amino acids)
Biological process (GO): carbohydrate metabolic process
Molecular function (GO): polygalacturonase activity
Source: RefSeq, a predicted model, not a curated record